UGUCUGCUUUCAAACAGCCAAGGUACGGAAGCAUAAUACUUUUCUAUAGGAUUUCAUAGCAGGCAAUGUUUCUUAGUAUCUUAGUAGUCAUUCCUCAUAGUACCUUUUUUUUAAUAUUAUCUUUUUUUUUCAUGAAAACUUUGGAAAAUUCCACAAUGACACCUGUAAAAUUUUUUGACAUUGCUAUAUAAAUUUUAAAAGUAUAAUUUUGAGUUUUAAAGGCAAAUAAUACACAUUUAAAUAACAAUGUAUUUAAUACCGAUUGAUAAAUGGGCUCGCUUUUUUCGUAUCGUAUCGCAAAAUGGUGGGCCAUUCAAAGCUCUUUACAAGCUUUGGAGGACGGACACGCUGAAGGAAGGUAAGCUGAUGGGCGUGGAUUGUUCCGGCAACAAAUACUAUGAGAACAAGAAUUAUAUGAUGGGCCGUAGCCGAUGGGUCGACUAUGCGCCCAACGUCAAAUUGGAAUACGACGCUAGUCAGGUGACGCCGGAGUGGUUUGGUUGGCUUCAUUAUAAGACAGACCGGCUGCCAAGCGAGGAUUGCGCCAAGUACCGCCUCUACAGCUGCUGCUGGUGCCACCGCUGGCUCCUGCCUCACUCUGAGAACAUGUCCGGAACCUCAGAAGCCUAUUAUCCAUACAGUACUGUUAGAUCUCAUAUUAACGUUUGGGAUGGUAACACUGUGUGUACCCGCCCUUGUUUACCUAUUUAAUUUAUUAUAUCCAAAAAUAUACAUUUUUUAUAUAACUUUUUAUAAUUACUAAAUAUUUUGUUACAAUUGUUGGAUUCCAGCUAUAAACGUGAUUGUUGUUUCUAAGACAUCCUUUCUGCUCUGAGCUAUCAUGUUAUGGUCUCUGUGACACAGAUACUGUCACUAAUAAUUAAUUAAUUACUGUCUCUUAAUAAUUUUAUUUUUACUAAAAAAAUAAAAUUAUAACUAGAAAAUGUCCUUAUAUAGAAGAUAGUAAAAAAAAUAUGUGAUGGCCUGUAAUAGGAGCAGUAAAGUUAAAACAAUGUUUUUUUUAGAAUUUUUGUCUGUCUGUUUGUAUUUUUAUUCUGGCAUCACACAAAAAUUACUGUACCAAAGUAGAUGCGAUUUUAGCGAUUGUAUUUCUGAAGAUCUAUCUUAAGAAUUGGUGUAUGUUUUAUUUUGAUACGCCAUCUAAGUGGUUCUCUAACUAGUUCACAAAAUGGACCCUAGGAAAAUAUUGUUAAGCCCGAGAAAAAUACAAAUAUUUUUUCGACGUGACUGCCUGCAUUAGCUGUAACCAAUAAAUAGUGUUAUUUCUAUGGGCAAUGAUAUAAACCCUUAUAUUACAUUAAAUUCCGAAAUGGUAUAUAUUUUCAUAAAAUAUGUAAUUCGCUUAAAUAUUUCCGUACAUUUAGUCCACUUUAAAGGAC
Molecule: messenger RNA, 1400 nt
Organism: Galleria mellonella (greater wax moth)
Lineage: Eukaryota; Metazoa; Arthropoda; Insecta; Lepidoptera; Pyralidae
Product: probable NADH dehydrogenase [ubiquinone] 1 alpha subcomplex subunit 12
Exons: 4
Coding region: 247-711 (154 amino acids)
Biological process (GO): response to oxidative stress; mitochondrial respiratory chain complex I assembly
Cellular component (GO): membrane
Source: RefSeq, a predicted model, not a curated record